UGCCGUGACUCGGUGACGCCGUCGCCCCGUCCGGCCAUGAUGGUGGACGGGCAGACGAGACGACGCACUCCCUCGGCCGAAGGGCCACCGAGGGCUUCUGCCGGCGUUGGCGGCGUGGGCUCGUCCUCGUGCUCCGACUCGGCGGCCGACCACGAGUUGGCCUCCAAGGAGCCGAGCUCGCUCUCGGUGCCGCCGCCCCCGGCGACUCCGGGUGGAGGCGGAGGCGGCGACGUGGGCCAGCCGUGCUCUCCGGCGCCCACGGACUCCGGCACGCCUCCGCCGUCGAGCGCCAACGCCGCAAGCGCCAGCCGCUCACGCUGGCUCAAGCUGCGCACCACGGUCCAGCUGUCUGGAGCCAUCAGCCACAUCCAGAAGAAGCCGCCGCUCAAGAGAGAGGACUCCUUCCUCAAAAGGUUUUCGACUCGCCACAUCAACGAGCCGCAUCGUACGACGGGCAGCGACUCGGCGACCUCUCCGGCGGCCGAGUCUCGGCCUCGCUUCUUCUCCAAGCCCAACUGCGAACGCCUUCUGCUGGGCGUCAUCAAUCCGGACGAGAACGCGCUCUUCGUCUGGCUCUGGAUCCUCACCUGGUGCGUGCUAUACAACGCCUGGGCGCUCAUCCUCCGACAGACGUUCACCGAGCUGCAGACCUCUUCCGUGCAUCUCUGGUUCGUGGCUGACAGCUUCGCCGACUUGGUGUACCUGCUGGACAUCGUGGUGCAGUUCCGCACAGGCUACCUCGAGCAGGGGCUCAUGGUGUGCGAGGCCCGCAAGCUGGCGGGCCACUACGUGCGCUCCAAGCCGUUCCUCAUGGACCUGCUCGCGCUCACGCCGCUCGACCUGCUCCAGUUCCAGAUCGGCAUCGCUCCGCUGCUUCGCUUCCCGCGCUUCAUCAAGGUGUACCGCUGCUACCGCUUCUACUACAUGGUCGAGUCGCGCACCAUCUACCCGAACCUGUGGCGCGUCGUCAACCUCAUACACAUACUGCUGCUGCUGUCGCACUGGUUCGGAUGCUUCUACUACAUGCUGUCCGAGUUCGAGAACUACGACGGCGACUGGACCUACCACAAGCCGGACUCCCCCGAGUGGAAGGCGCUGGGCCGAAAGUACCUCGCCUCCCUUUACUGGUCCACGCUAACGCUCACCACCAUCGGGGACCUGGUCACACCAAGCUCCAAUCUGCAAUACAUUUUCACUAUUUUGUGCUAUCUCAUCGGCGUCUUCAUUUUUGCAACAAUUGUAGGUCAAGUAGGCAAUGUAAUUACAAACAGAAAUGCAAGCCGCCUGGAGUUCGAACGAUUGCUGGAUGGUGCCAAGCUGUACAUGAGGCACCACAAAGUCCCUCACCAAAUGCAGAGGAGAGUACAGCGAUGGUACGACUAUUCCUGGUCGAGAGGAAGGAUGCAGGGCGGAGGCGAUAUCAACUCUGCCCUCGGCUGCCUGCCGGACAAGCUCAAGACCGAGCUGGCGCUCCACGUCAAUCUAAAGACGCUAAAAAAGGUAACAAUCUUCCAAGAGUGCCAGCCCGAGUUCCUGCACGACCUAGUGCUCAAGAUGCGUGCCUACAUCUUCACCCCCGGGGAUCUGAUCUGCCGCAAGGGAGAGGUCGCCCGAGAGAUGUUCAUCAUCGCCGAUGGCAUCCUCGAAGUGAUCAGCGAAACUGGAAAAGUGCUCACUCAAAUGAAGGCCGGUGACUUCUUCGGUGAAAUCGGCAUACUAAAUUUGGAUGGAUUCAAUAGGCGAACGGCUGACGUCCGAUCUGUAGGCUACUCGGAACUGUUCAGCCUUUCUAGGGAAGACGUUCUCUCGGCCAUGAAGGAUUAUCCCGAAGCGGAGGAGAUCCUGCAGGCGAUGGGUCGGAAGCGGCUUAUGGAGGCGCGCCUGGCAGCGUCCGUGAAGAAAGCGGACGACAUCAUAACGCGCAGCUCCGGCGGCGGAGGCACCGCGGCCGGGGCGGGGGCGGGCGCCGGCGACGGCUCGGCGUCGCCCCAGGGCUCGGUCCACUCGAGGGGCCCGCGCUCCAUGGACGCCAUGCGCAGGCUACGUAAGGACGUCAAAAACAUCAGGCAGCUUCUCAGGAGCCGCACCAACACCACCACCCAGAAACCACCGGACAUACAGCUGGAGAUGGACCCUGCCAUGUCGUCGACGGAUGAUCACCAAGAGGACAGCGAGGCAGCGACUCCAUCGACACCGGUCACCAAGUCAUUGCAGAAGUUACUAAGGCGGUUCCAAUCCCGCCAGGAUUCUCAAGGAGGUCAAGCGCUUAAAGGCCUCGUCACCAGCAUGUCAUGCAUCAAGGGCGAAGAGGAGCUGGCCGACUUUGCCAGGAGACCAUCGGCCCUCAAGAGCAUGGGGCCGUCUAUGGGGUCACCCGCCACCCAGGAGUCCAGCGGCAGCAGUCCCGUGCAGCCCAUCGGCGCUGGGCUUCCUCUGCUGACGCGCAUCAAGAUGCUGCGGGAAGCAGAGAAAGCCGCGAAAGCUGCGGCUAGCAGCGACGCCUCCUCCAAACCCCUUCUUGUUUCUCCCGGUGGCGUCCACUCUCGCCGGGAGUCGUACGCCCAGCAAGACCGCGUGGCCUCGCGCCUCGAACCUACGGCGCACUCGAGCCUGCUGGAACGGCGAAGGCUAUCGAGGCUUCAAGCAAGCAUGUCCACGGCGUCGGCAGAGGUGACGGCAGCCGGCAGGUCGCCGUCGGCGGCGGAGAAGGCGACUUCUCGCAAGAGCGUCGCCGACGUCCUACAACGGCUCAAGCCCGGCGGUGGCGGCGACUCGACGAGCAACAAGCAGCAGCAAACGCCAACCGUCACGCUACAGGUGCACCCGCCUCCGCCCAGCGACCCGGCUGCCGAAGCGGUGGCCAAUCAAAACAUCCCUCUCCUCAAGCGAGUUCUCCUGCUAAAAGCCAUGGAGGACAAGAAGGAGAAAGAACACAAGCCUCAACCCACCACCGCACCAGCUGCAACCUCCACGUCGGCGCCGGAGGCGGCGGCGGCGGUGGACAAACCAAGUGCCUCAAGUAGUAGUGUUGUGUCUACAAAGCUCUCGCCUCCGCGACCGGACACGCUAUCUUUGAGUCCGCAGAAGGAAUCCGCGCCAGCGGCCAUGUCUUCUGCCGACCAGGGGUCCGCGCGGACGCAGCCGACAACGACAAGCUCUGAGCUGGGUUCUGACAGUGGACAUCCGCGGAUAUUGUCGCCCAAGUUUGAACUGGAAGACGAGGUGUUUCGCAGCCCGAGCCCGGUUUCAGAACCGUGUGAGAGGAAACCGAGGCUAACGCACGACGGUGGGGGCGGCGGAGGCGGCGGAGGCGGUGACUUCAGAGGCGGCGGGUUGGUGUCCUCGGGGCCACCGGGGCAACCGGUGGCAUACGCCAACUCUGCCAUUCUUGUGCCGCAAGGAAGCGUGAUCGGCAUGUCACAACGUGGCGCUCUGGACACUCUGGAAGAGGCGCAACACAGUUCGGCUGAAUCGGGAAGCCUCGACGUUCAGAGGGAGCCGCAGCAGCACCAGUUGUCGCAACCGCAGGAGCAUCAGCAGCAGGCGGACGCCAUGGCACGGCUGGCACCUCCGGUAGCACCCGGGACGACGAACUACUCUCAGCAGUCCUUCAGGAGCCGCUUGUGGAGCAGGAACACCAUGGAAGGACACGCGGCGAGACGCAGCUUGCUGCAAAGAAUGGAGGCCGUCGAACUCGAGUCGACGGACGCCGGCUCGCACCAGGUGCCGCCGUCCAGGCGACCUCUGUCGCCGCGGACGGCAGCCCGAGCUCAGGGCAACGGCGGGGAUCAUCCCAGGGGCCGAAUCCGGAAAGUGAUCAUCGAAAGGCCGUCACCGGAGAACGGCCUGGAGCAGUGCCUUGUGUCGGAGCUGCUCACGCAGGAGGACGGUAUCGAGCAGUACGUGGCAGCCGCCAUGAAGCACAUCAAAAUUGCCUUCAAGACAUACUUGCAUGAAACUCAAGACGAACUACGUAAUAAGAUAUCCCUUUUAGAAGAUGACCUCAAGCGAAAAGAUGCUGUGAUAUGUGACCUUCAGCGGAAGCUGCUUAUAAAGGAACAAGAACUAAGUCACUUGGAGCGGGAAAUGAGUUACCUCGAAGAAGUUAGCAGCCUGAGUGACACCAGUCUGACCUGGUCCGACGAAGAGGAUCUGGUCUUGACGAACGAGUCCGUGGAUAGUGCACGAGCCGAUCCUCUCCUCGAGGAGGAGGAGGAAGAGGAAGAGGAGGAAGACGGUGGGCGAUCCCGGCGGCUGGCCGCGCAGACUGCUGCCUCCUCAGCACGCCGAGGAGUGGGGCGACCCUUUCUCUACUCUUGGCCCCGAGCGAGCCUUCCCAACGCGCUCUCGCACCACCGACACCACCGCACGCCACACAGCUCGUCGUGGCAUGAGCCUUCACUCUCGGCACUGGCGUCAGCCUCCGACUCCGCACUGUGUGGGGUGGCGGCUGCCAGACUAAAGCCCGAGGACCUGUGGAAGCUGGAGUUCCCGGCGAGCCAGGACCAAUCCAAGGCGACCAGCAUCGACUUCAGCCUUAGCACGAGCAAGAUGAGCAGCGGGGGCAGCUGCACCACGCUGCCGGACCUCGCGGUGCCGCAGCCGUACAGCCCAUCCGUGAGGUCGGGCAGCGCGACGUCGCCGCUGCUCACGUACCCGCGACCACCGACGUCCACCAACUCGGACGACUGGGAGGUGCAAAUGCUCGUCGAAGAGUUUGAAAAGAAAGUCCAAAAGGAGGAACAGAGCGGCAGCCGGCGCCACUCGAGCUGCGAGCCGCUCUCCUGGAGUCGAGCCCUGUCGCGAAACCUGACGUACGUCGCCGCCGAGCCGCACCACAAGCGACACGCGACCUCCACGUCAUCGCCCUUCAGCUCCCAGGAGGAAGGGCGAAGGCGGCGCCUGCGACGCAAGCACAGCCUGCGAGACGACCGCCUCCUGCGGUGCCUGGCCGGACGCCAGGCCACGGCGACGGACGCCAGACCCAAGCUGACCCGGUUCGCCUCGCUCGACAUGCCUCGGUACCACCGCCAGCAACAGAAGCAACACCUGCUGCAGAACCACUACGAUGAUGAACCCGGCGAUACCAGGGGAUUUCCCGAGAGCAGCUCCAGCGACCACCUUAGAUCUUCUAGCUCGUCCCGAGGCGCGGCGCUCAAGCGGCGCGCCUUCUGGCAGUCCAGGCAGAGGCACAACACCUUCUUCGCCGGCCAGGCGGCUCCGUCGGCUGUGCUAGGGAACGACAAGCAGAGGCUACUCGGCGCCUGGCGGAGUCUGGACGAAGAAUGCGAACCGCCCCCCGAGGAGGACCAUCGGCGACUCCAGGAGACGUCCUUCUCCAACGAGUGCCUGUGGCAACCGAGCCCCGCGCGUUCCCAGCCGACCGCGAUGCUCAAACAGCAGGCGUCCACAACUUCCUCGGUGUCUUCGUCGUCGUCCUUCAGCUCGCACAUCGCAGGCUGGCCGUCCACUCCGUGCCUGCCCACCAUCAAGGAGGACACGGGGGCGGGAGGUGCCGGUGGAAGUGGACGUCACGACCUGACCAAAGCCCUCAAGCUGUCUUCGAGUGGCUCCCGGAGCUACAGCGAGAACUGUCUUGCCGACGCCGACGUGGGAGCGCCUUCUCAGCUGUCUCUGACGAGACGAAGCUCGUCGAGCGGCGCUGGGCGUUCUUCGUCUUCGAACGCAUCGAUGGAGACGACGAUAGGGGAGCCGGCUUCCAGCCCACAGCAGAGGCGGCAGCAGCAGCAGCAACAACAACAGCAAUGCAUUUCUACUUCUACGAGGUCGACUGUGGCAAUGACCGAGACGAUCGCGCGAUCGACGGGAGGACUGACGACCGUCUCGGCGGUGCAGGGCAAGGUUGACAGCGUAGCGAUAUCUAUACCUGACACGGAACCCAUCUGGAGUUUGCCCUAGUGCUAUAAGAAAGAAUGAUAACACAGACACUCCGACACACACACACAGUCUCACUGUAGAGAGAGUACGUAGAGACCUUCCUCGGUUCGCAUAUUGCUCAUAGGGAACGCUACCAUCGCUUGAGCACAUGCAUGGCCUUUCGUUCAGUGUGCUUGGUCGUUCGGACAUCGCGCACGGUGUCGUGUUUCUGUCCUGGUUCAGGUUUUCCGAGUCUACGAAAUGGGCGAGCUUUUGGGUAUCUGUUGAGGCUGUCGCUUCGUUCAAUAUUUAACGCAAUUUUUCGCAACAUUCUCUUUUUCUUUGCAUUGUGAUCCAGGACUUAUCAUGUGACAUCGUACUGUCGAGAAGCUUACCAUUCUACAUUUGUUCAAUAUGUCUCACGAUUUUCUAGAAUAACUUUAUCCGGCUAUGCCGUUCUGCAGGAAAUUGUAGCACCGUCACGGGUGACAACGCAAUUAUCUCUCGUGUCACAGUUGCACUUUCAACGGCCAUUCCAACCAACGACCAUCGAAUGCAAUGAAGAGUAAACUCUAGUUCUUCAGAUUCCUUAACAAUAACAGACUUGGUUAGAAUUGGCUCUACGAAGUUCCAGUAAACAUCGCUAAAACGUGCCUUUUUUAGCAUCUCGCAGGCUGCCUUCCCUUCGUUGCUCUUAUUCAGCUUAUCAUUUGAUGAAGGCUAUGUACGUCAUCCUUAGCGUAACUAAGAACGUGAAAUAUAAAAGGCUUAGCUUUCCAUUUAGUUCUUUUUCUUUCAUCACAAGCAAAGAUGUUUUAUGAACAAUUUUUAUCGGAGCUGUAUACGGACCACCACCCCGCGCUGUGCAUUUCAAAAUUUCUACGUUCACUCAAACUGCUCAUAUGGCCGCGAUGGAAUCGGGCGAGCUUGUAAAUUUUUAACACCGAAUAUUCGGCACCUAAUUAAUGCGAACUUCAUCGACUCCCCCUUCUAACCUGUAUCUUUUAUUCGCCUUUAAUGUCGGCGUUAACUGAAAGUGCGCGCGUGGCACGGACAUUACAUGAAUGGACCAUCUAGGCAAUCUCAUUAAACGAACCGUAUAUUUACAAGCUCAAGAAAUAGUGUUAAUGCAACAUAUAUUCUAUUUCGAUGUUGUAUAGGCGCGCUACGUGCUUGGUGCUGACGUUUACGAAGUCUGUUUGAGAAGGAAUAUACUAAGCUUCGAGUCAAGAUGUGGCACGGUGCGUAAUAGACGCAUCGUCACGAAAUACUGAUGUCGCCCGCUGAGGUCUGUUCGGUAAACACAAUGUGUUUUGUUGCAGCGAUGCAAUAUGGUUUUAUUGCAAUAUCGUCCGUAUGCCGGGCCGAUUUCUAAGCAGUUCUCGUAGCCUAUAGAUCCGUAGUACUGGUGCUUGGUAACACUAUCAACAAACAAAUAUUCGCAUUUGAAUUCGGUAAUAACCAUAUGGCAGUAAGUUAAUAUCAAUUGCUCUUGUUACCCGAACGUGCUUCUUGGUCACUGUUGAAAGAGCAGCUGACUUUCUAUUUCUUUCCCAUGUGCACAGUCGGUCUUUCAGAAGUAAUCCUCUAUCAAGUGAUCAACUGGCGUUCAUAUAUUGGGGACUGGGCUAUCUAAACAAAAGAAACUUCACAGAAAGAUGCCGACCAUGUUCGGAAGAAUGCUCACCAGUGUUAUGCGUACACUUUGGUGUUCAGUGAUUACUUAGGCGUAGUUCUCAGAGUACGUGCAGGGUUAGAACGAUUGUCCCCAAUAUUUAGCUAGCGAACGCGCGUAUCGCGUCGUUACUGCAGUUAACUCAGUGACUUUCAAAGCCGCAAGUUGAAGCGUGCAGUUCAUUCUUGGCCUUCUGCAAUGCGAGAGGCGCGGUUAAUAAGAGAUGUUCCAGGCUUUCAUUCUGCGCUGCUAUUCACGUGAGGAGUGGGUAAGCAAAUACUGUCUUAUCUCCUGCCCCUGAAAGCAACCUCCUUUGGCCCUAAGCCUCGUCUUUGAUGAUACCGUUGUUUCGAAGUGAACGCGAAAUUUUCUAUGACGUCGAGAAGUGCUCGUAUGCCUGUAUUAACUCGCUGGAUGCUUUGUGUCGUUCUCAAUAUUUAAGCCUACAUUUGAGGCCCGUACCGUUACAUUUGAUGUGAAUUGAGUUGUUAAUAACGUAAAUCAUAGAAUACAAGAUUUUACUACUAAUGAACAAUGGUUUCAGCCAUAUGAGGGAGUUCAUUCUUUUCAUAUCAGAAGAUUUGGAUUAUCGUAUCGUGUUAUCAAUUUCCGUAACCCUCUGCUGCCACGAAGCACUGUCCUUUUUUUUUCUUUUUUUUUCUGUCUACUAAACCUAUCACUGUUUUACAAGGGAUAACAUGGUAGUGCCGUGAUGUUCCUCAUACCGUUGUAUCACCGGAGGGCGACGCCGAUGUCGGUUUCAGUGUUAACAUUUCUGCGUCUGUUCUAGCUUCACAGAUUCUUCUAGUGUGUUAACACUGAUAUCCUCUACCACGACUGCGUUCCUCAUAGAACGCAUUUCUUUUCAAGAACGAUCCUGCUGACGUAUAAACGCCGAUCUGUUUCGUUUCUCCGUGGCCUCCGCGAUUGGUUACGGCAACGGUGCGCUGCCGUAAGUAAUCGCGGAGGCCACGGUUUCUUUGUACUCA
Molecule: messenger RNA, 8541 nt
Organism: Rhipicephalus sanguineus (brown dog tick)
Lineage: Eukaryota; Metazoa; Arthropoda; Arachnida; Ixodida; Ixodidae
Exons: 18
Coding region: 37-5919 (1960 amino acids)
Biological process (GO): transmembrane transport; monoatomic ion transport
Cellular component (GO): membrane
Molecular function (GO): monoatomic ion channel activity; protein-containing complex binding
Source: RefSeq, a predicted model, not a curated record